AUGGCCGGUCCCUCCUCCUUCGGCAGAUACACCCACGCCAUCGUCCGCAGCGUCCCGGACUCGCUGGGCGCCCAGCCCGCCGGGGACGGGGCGGGCCCGGCAGAGCCAGUGGACCUGGCCAAGGCGCACCGGCAGUACGGGGUCUACACCGGGAUCCUGCGGCAGAAGCUGGGGCUGCAGGUGAUCGAGUUGGUGGCCGACGAGGGGCUGCCCCGCUCCGUGCUGGUGGAGGACGCGGCCGUGAUCCAGGGCGAUACGGCGCUCGUCACCCGGCCCUGGGAGCCGGCGCGGCGGGGAGAGAUCAGCAGCAUCAAGAAGGUCCUGGAGGAGCUGAAGAUGCGGGUGGUGGAGGUGACGGAUGACGGGGCCACCUUGGACGGCAGCGACGUGCUCUUCACAGGUCGAGAGUUCUUUGUGGGCAUCUCCAAAUGGACCAAUCACCGAGGGGCGGAGGCGGUGGCGGAUGCUUUUCGGGAUUUUGCUGUCUCUACGGUCCCCGUGGCGGGCUCCUCCCAUCUGAAGAGUUUCUGUAGCAUGGCUGGGCCAGACACAGUCGCCAUCGGAAGCAGUGAGGCUGCCAAGAAAGCCAUGAGGACCAUGGAGCAGCUGACCGAUCACCACUAUGACACACUGACGGUGCCGGACGACCCCGCCGGGAACUGCGUCUACGUGCGCCUGGGGCCCAAGGGCAGUGCCCUGCUUCACCGCAGCCCCGAGGAGUUCCCCAACAGCCUACAGCCGUUCCAGAAGCUGUCCGACCUCACCCUGAUCCCCGCCGCCUGCAGCGAGGUGGCCAAGCUGGGGGGGGCCCUCAGCUCCUGCUCCCUUCUCAUCAACAAGAAGCUCGACCGCUAG
Emys orbicularis (European pond turtle) is the source of this 855-nucleotide messenger RNA. RefSeq names its product DDAH family member 2, ADMA-independent (gene DDAH2). The transcript has 6 exons. Lineage: Eukaryota; Metazoa; Chordata; Testudines; Emydidae. Bases 1 to 855 code for a protein of 284 amino acids. Gene Ontology annotation, biological process: positive regulation of nitric oxide biosynthetic process; arginine metabolic process. Gene Ontology annotation, molecular function: dimethylargininase activity; amino acid binding. The record is from RefSeq and is a predicted model, not a curated record.